Molecule: messenger RNA, 3079 nt
Organism: Salmo salar (Atlantic salmon)
Lineage: Eukaryota; Metazoa; Chordata; Actinopteri; Salmoniformes; Salmonidae
Product: calreticulin
Biological process (GO): ERAD pathway; protein folding
Cellular component (GO): endoplasmic reticulum; endoplasmic reticulum membrane
Molecular function (GO): calcium ion binding
Source: RefSeq, a predicted model, not a curated record
AAUGAAUACCAGACAUCUGUUCUGAACGGAGAGAAGCGCUUCAGCUGCAUAUAGCGGCAUUUUAAGCUUCUCAGUUCAGCUUUUUAACAAUAUAACGUGUUACUAGCCAUAGCUAUUUGUACUGCUACAUGCAGUGUAUAUGUAAUUAAUUGUAUUUAUAUAUAGCUAAUUGUAUUUACAAUUUUCGAGGGUGUCUAUUUAUCAAGCUGAAAUGACAACCAUGUUGAUUCUUUUGAUGACCGUAUUGGUCGCAUCAAUUUUUGGCGAGUCCUCCGUUUAUUUCCGAGAAGAAUUUGAAGAUGGGGAUGCAUGGAAAAGCCGAUGGGUGGAAUCCAAACACAGGUCGGACUAUGGGAAGUUUGUUCAUACUGCUGGGAAAUUCUAUGGUGAUGUAGAGAGAAGCAAAGGCCUUCAAACCAGCCAGGAUGCUCGCUUUUACUCUGCAUCCUCCCGCUUUGAGUCCAUCAGCAACAAAGACCAGACACUGGUAAUCCAGUUCACUGUGAAACAUGAACAGAACAUUGACUGUGGUGGAGGCUACAUCAAGCUGUUCCCAGCUGAUCUCAACCAGGAGGAAAUGCAUGGAGAUUCCACAUACAACAUCAUGUUUGGUCCUGACAUCUGUGGUCCAGGUACUAAGAAAGUUCAUGUGAUCUUCAACUACAAAGGCAAGAAUCACUUGAUCAACAAAGACAUAAGAUGCAAGGAUGAUGAAUAUACCCACCUGUACACACUGAUAGUCAAUCCGGAUAACACCUACGAGGUGAAAAUCGACAACAAGAAAGUUGAGUCUGGAAGCCUAGAGGAGGACUGGGACUUCCUUCCCCUCAAGAAGAUAAAGGACCCUGAUGCUGAGAAGCCAGACGACUGGGAUGAGAAGGAGAACAUUGAUGAUCCUGAAGACAAGAAACCAGAGGAUUGGGAUGUUGCUGAGAACAUCCCUGACCCUGAUGCCAAGAAGCCUGAUGACUGGGAUGAUGAGAUGGAUGGUGAGUGGGAGCCUCCCAUGGUCACGAACCCGGACUAUAAGGGGGAGUGGAAACCCAAACAGAUUGACAAUCCUGCCUACAAGGGGAAAUGGGUGCACCCUGAAAUUGACAACCCAGAAUACACUGCUGACCCUGAAAUCUACCAAUAUGCCAGCAUUGGGGUGAUUGGAUUGGAUUUGUGGCAGGUGAAGUCAGGCACUAUUUUUGACAAUUUCCUCAUCACCAAUGACCCAAAACUUGCGGAAGAAGUGGGGAACGAGACAUGGGGUGCAACAAAGGACCCUGAAAAGAAGAUGAAGGACCGUCUGGAAGAGGAGGAGAGAAAGAAACGUGAGGCAGAAGAGGUGAAUAAAAAGGAGGAAGAUGAAGAUGAAGAUGAAGAUAAAGAGGAGAGGGAUGAGGAAGAAGACUAUGAUGAUGAGGAGGAGGAAGAGGAAGAAGAAACAGACUCUAAACUCAAGGAUGAGUUAUAAACUCAAACAGGAACUUCUGAAAAGGAACCCUGUCGACUAUGAGCCAUUGGCGCAAGGCUGGAGAUUGGACUUUAUUGGACGUUCUGUUCGUCAUUGAAGCUGGCCAUUUAUGUUUUGGUGGGAAGCUAUUGUUUUAAUUACAUGACAAGGGAAUGGGUGCAAACUGACUAAGUACAUUCAUUAUUUUGUCUGUUUCUAUGUGCAAUGGGAGUUCAGAAUUGUCAAGGUUGGAGAUGUUAGAAAGAUUUUAUCUUUAAAUUUGAGAUGAACAUUUUCUGGCACUGAUGUUAUGCCAGCAAUUGUUUUUGAGAAGUGAAAUGUAAACAAAGCUCUACUGCUAACCCUACAUUGUUUUCUUACUUAAGGAUAUUGACUAUCUACAAUUUCUUGACUAAUCUUUACAGCAAAUAGUGUUUUGUUGGUCUUAAUAAUUGGACACAUUUUUGUGCCUGUACCCGAAAGGGGUGUGUGUGGCAUUAAGAUGGCAUCUCUCUUGUGUAUUGGAUAUGAAGUGAAAGUCUAAUGCUUUUCAUUUUCUGCAUAUGAUUUUCAACAUAGUGCUGAGCGAUGUUGACUUGUUCGGUUUUCAAACAACUAAGAGACUGACAUGAAUUCAAUUUUUUUUUUUCUCAAUGUGCCCAUUGGAAAAACUUCAAAGAUAAAUCUGAUCCUGCCUGCACAGUGCGAUGUAGUAGGGAGUUGUAGUUCCCAACAUUCUACUACUUAGUUUAAAUCAUUUUUUUUUUUUUUUAACUACAAUUGACCCAUUGCGGAUCUACUUGGCCGGUCUGUUUCUUCUACGCCUGCUACGGAAGAGGCAGAAGAAUGCGAGAUCGUGAGGGGAUCUAGAGAGCAGCUGUUGCUUUGCGAUGUGUCUUUACCUGACAAUACAUGUUCGUUAUAAAAGUAUGUCUUUACUUUGAACUACAUUUUUUUUUUUUAUGUUGUUUAGUUGGCAUAUGCAGCAGCUAUGUAGACAUGAGGGAAAAAGUCAAAUAAAACAUAUGUACACAACUGAAAUAUUGUAACGUGAAAUUAUGGUUAAGUGAUAAGCAGUAACGAACAGUCACUACCAUCAUUAUACUGGUAUUAAUUGUUUCAUUCUGUUACAGCAUUCAACACAAAUAAUCGAAAUAGAAAACUAUGGUUAUUGUUUAAUAAUCAACCCUGAACCGACCUCAAAAAGCACGAAUCGUUCAGCACUAUUUCAGCAUAAAGGUGUGCUUGAUUUAGGGUAACUACUCAUUUUUCACGAAUGGAACUGCUCAAGCUCACUCAGGCUACCGUAAAUCAAAUUUUAUAAAAAUAAUCAGAUUGCAUGGAUAAAGCCGUUCAGAUAUUCUAAAACACUAAGCAGGAGGGAGUGAUGCCAGUCCAUUGAUAUGUUUAUUUUGGGGGCAAUGUCAAUUUAUGUUGUGUUUUUACCCCUUUGGUUUUUAAUGCCAACGUUUCUGCACUGCUGUACCCUCGAUACUUGUCCCUAAGCUGAUUGGAUCUUGAUCCUUUUGUAAAACAUAUUUUGUACUGGGGAGGAUAUGGAUGGAUGAUAUUUUGAUUGUGCAGGAAAGAAAUUAUGAUACACAGAUUACUGUCCAAUAAUAAAACAUAAAGGAAGUG